Lates calcarifer (barramundi perch) is the source of this 1940-nucleotide messenger RNA. RefSeq names its product transmembrane 7 superfamily member 2 (gene tm7sf2). The coding region runs from base 116 to 1393 and encodes 425 amino acids. Gene Ontology annotation, cellular component: nuclear inner membrane; endoplasmic reticulum membrane. The transcript has 11 exons. Gene Ontology annotation, molecular function: oxidoreductase activity, acting on the CH-CH group of donors, NAD or NADP as acceptor. The record is from RefSeq and is a predicted model, not a curated record. Lineage: Eukaryota; Metazoa; Chordata; Actinopteri; Centropomidae. Gene Ontology annotation, biological process: sterol biosynthetic process.
AACAUGGGUCGGGGGCGUUUCCAUCUGCAGGCUACUGGAUGGAUGCGCAAGAGGUAGGCGACAGUACUGCCUACAGUCCCGUCUGCACCUCCAUGUCAUACACCGGAGACCAAUAAUGAGACCAAACAGUCAAGCACCCAAACACAGAGCCUCACAUGACACGGAGAGGGAAUUUGGAGGAACUCUGGGUGCCAUAUGCAUUCCCAUCUUUCUUCCGUUGACUGUGCUGUUCCUGAUCUGUGUGAGUCGAUCCCCUGAGGCCUCUGUUCUCCAGUGGCCUCCUCCCCUCCCCUCCACUGACCAGCUGUGGGACCCUCUGGCCCCAGUGCUUCUGCUGGGAUGGAUUGCUUUACAUGCCCUCCUCUAUUUGAUGCCGUUAGGAAAGGUGUCUGAGGGAUUAGUGCUGCGGGAUGGAACGCGCCUCAAGUAUCCUAUAAAUGGUUUUCAUGGCCUGUGCAUCAGCGGUGUGUUACUGAUGCUUCUGCUGGGGCUGGGCGCUCCUCUCUGGUAUCUGUUUGAGCUGCUGUUGCCCCUGGCAGUGUGUGCAAUAGCAGUGUCUUUCCUGCUCUCCAUCUACCUCUACAUCCGCUCCUUUUGGGCUCCCUCCCAUGCUCUUGCUUUGGGGGGCAACACAGGAAAUCCUCUGUAUGACUUUUUCAUCGGACGGGAGUUAAAUCCUCGGAUUGGAAACUUUGACCUUAAAUAUUUCUGUGAGCUCAGACCGGGUCUGAUUGGCUGGGUGGUUAUAAACCUUGGCAUGCUGAUGAAAGAGGUGGAGCUUCGAGGUUCCCCCUCCCUCGCCAUGAUACUGGUCAACAGUUUCCAGCUGCUGUAUGUGGCGGACGCCCUGUGGAACGAGGAGGCUGUUCUGACCACCAUGGACAUUGUGCAUGAUGGUUUCGGCUUCAUGUUGGUCUUUGGAGACCUGGCUUGGGUUCCCUUCACAUAUGGCCUGCAGGCAGCCUUCCUGGUUGUGCACCCACAGACCCUAAGUUCAUUUGGAGCCGCAGUCAUAAUAGCACUGAAUGGUAUUGGAUAUUAUAUUUUCAGAAAAUCCAACUCCCAGAAGAACCAGUUCAGACGAGACCCUACACAUCCAAGUGUUGCAAGACUGGAAACCAUCGCCACAGCAACAGGGAAGCGGCUGCUGGUGUCCGGUUGGUGGGGACUCGUUCGUCAUCCCAAUUACCUCGGUGACCUCCUCAUGGCCCUGGCGUGGUCCCUUCCAUGUGGAUUCUCACAUCUGCUGCCUUACUUCUAUGUCAUAUAUUUCACCGUGUUGCUGAUUCACCGAGAGGCCCGUGAUGAGAGACAGUGCAGGGCCAAAUACGGACUAGCAUGGGACACCUACUGUCGUCGUGUCCCCUACAGGAUCUUCCCUUAUAUAUACUGAAAGCAGACGGGCAGAACAGGACCAAAACUGUCACCCAGUAUCCUCAUGACUCUUGAAAUCCACACAAAACCCAGCAAUAACUUGAGAUGUAAAUCCAUUCUCCUUUAAAUGGACCACAAGUUAAUAAGCGGUGCUGCUACUGGGAAUCUGCAGGGAGCUCACAGUUUUAAUCAGCCUUCAUUUGAAAGGCUACGGUCCAGUUACAAAAUGAUGGAUCGCUACUUCUAAUUCCCUGCAUUUUGACUUUGAAACCUCAGAGCAAUCUGUUAUAUAAUAGGUAUAGGUAAAAUCAGUCUGCAGCACAACAUGUCUCUUGUUCUGUUUCUACGGCUCAAGCAGUCCGGGGAAAAACAAUUAAAAACAUUAUUAUUUUACUCUUUUUACAUUUUAUGAGAAAACAUUAACUGAAAAACUGAACCACAGUAGUAAAUAUCAGUGCAUUUUUUUACAUCCAAAAAGGCUGGGUCACAUCCUUUUACCAUGGUUUUUUGUUCAAGUGUAUUGUUACCUGUGAAAUACAUUUAAAAUAAAUAAAUAUAAAACCGCA